AUGCCGAUGUCCCCAGCCAUCCUCUGCCUCAUCGCUUCGCUCCUGCCCGCCGCCUCCGGCUACCUCUGGGCCUGGAUGUACUCCUUGCCCCAGCACCUGCCCGAUGAAGCCGCGCUGGGAAGAAGCGCCAGCCCCGGGGACAACCUGGAGGAGGUGACGGCGUGCAGCCCGCUCACCCCCUGCACCCACGGGCACUUCUGCGACGAGCACUUUGGGCUGUGCCUGCCCACGCGCCCCGUGGGACAGUACUGCCGCCGGGACACCCACUGCACCCACGGCCUCCUCUGCAUGUUCGGCAAGUGCCAGCAGCCCGUGCCCGACGGGCAGGAAGGAGCCCGGUGCCAGCGGGACGAGGACUGCGGUGCUGGUGGCUGCUGCGCACGGCAGCACGGCGAGCAAGUGUGCCAGCGGCGGCUGGCGCUGGCCCAGAGUUGCCACGUCCCCCCCGGGGGUCUGGCCUUCAGCAUCAACCAGAUCUGCCCUUGCCAAGCCGGACUGGUCUGCCGGCCCACCGCACCCGGGCGAGAGAAAGCGUUCGAGUACUGGCCGGAGAAGAGCGAGUGGAGGUGCCGGCAGCCCUGA
Messenger RNA from Haliaeetus leucocephalus (bald eagle), 582 nucleotides. Its product is annotated as dickkopf-related protein 3-like. The record is from RefSeq and is a predicted model, not a curated record. Lineage: Eukaryota; Metazoa; Chordata; Aves; Accipitriformes; Accipitridae. Gene Ontology annotation, molecular function: co-receptor binding; receptor antagonist activity. The transcript has 4 exons. Gene Ontology annotation, cellular component: extracellular region. Gene Ontology annotation, biological process: multicellular organism development; negative regulation of canonical Wnt signaling pathway. Bases 1 to 582 code for a protein of 193 amino acids.